Messenger RNA from Carassius gibelio (silver crucian carp), 3101 nucleotides. RefSeq names its product fin bud initiation factor-like. The transcript has a single exon. Lineage: Eukaryota; Metazoa; Chordata; Actinopteri; Cypriniformes; Cyprinidae. The coding region runs from base 425 to 1057 and encodes 210 amino acids. The record is from RefSeq and is a predicted model, not a curated record.
UCCAGCCAAAUUGUGUUUUGUAGCUUUCAGAAGCCCAGGUCUUUUAAUGUCAAGCCCUGUAAUGUGUGCUGGCUUUUAAGUGAAGGAGUGACGGGCUUGUAAUUUGAGCGUCUGACCGGGGGUAUUAUUAUCUAAACCUAGCACAGAGUCUGAACGGUCCAGAUGUUCAAACAGACACCAGGAAGGACACGGCGAGGGUCUGUGUGUCUCACGCCUGUUGAUUUGGGCAAAAACACAGGCAGGAAAGCGGACUGGAAAGUUGCGAUAUCAAACCGAGGACGAUUCUGUGUGAUUUAGCUGUUUCUGCGUCGGGAGUGCGCGUGUUUGGCGCUCUGGACAUGCGUGGGGCUGGAGCAGGAGGGCUUGUCUAAAGUUUGAACAGCAGAGCUGAAGGUAGCCUACUGUUGACUGUGAUAAGACAGAGAUGGCUAUGAUGGCUUCCCCUCUGUUCCUACUGAUAGUCUGUCUGCUCUCGUUGCGAGUCGGAGAGGCUUUCUUUGCGGGACCCCUGCACCCAGAGAUGUCCAACGGCACCUUUCAUCAUUAUUUCGUGCCGGAUGGCAACUACGAAGAAAACGACGAUCCCGAGAAAUGUCAGAUGCUGUUCAAAAUGACCGACAAUCGCAAAUGCACCCUGGACGAGGACCAGGACUCGGUGAUCCGGGACGAUUUUAUCAUCAUCAAGCGGCACAUCGAGGACGCGGCGAGGGUGCUGGAGGGCAUCGGGAAGAGCAUCUCCUUCGACCUGGACGGAGAGGACAGCUACGGGAAAUACCUGAGACGGGAGACGACCCAGAUCAGCGAGGCGUUUUCUAACUCUGAGAAGUCUCUUCUGGAGCUGGAGGUGAAAUUCAAACAGAGCCAGGAAACUGAGCUGAAAGAGGAGCACAAGAUCAACGACGACUUCCUCGACAUGAUCGUGCACACGCGCGACGUCUUGAAGGAGACUCUGGACAUCUCGCUGGGACUGAAGGACAAGCACGAGCUGCUGUCGCUCAUCAUCCGGAGUCACGGGACCCGGUUGAGCCGUCUGAAGAACGAGUACAUGAAGGUGUAGAGAGGACUGUCUGUCUGCCUUCAGGAGCCUACCCAGGCAAACCCUUACCCUAUGGCAAGGCUUUUUAACAUUCAUUCCUUCAAAUGAAGUGGGCUAGUAAUUUACUUGUACUUGUUUUUAGUAAAUAGUCAAUUUUCCCAAUAAAAUUGUCCCAAUCGUCUUUAAGUAAUAGUACUGAAGCUAUAUACUGCACGUAAUUAUUCAGUUCAAAUUAAUUUCUAUGAAACACUAGGGUCAAUCCUAUCUCUUAUUAGUAAAUAUAUAGGCUACUGUCUCACUAGUUACACAACACACACUGGUCUAACAAAUGAAGCUGAAAUAGUCUACAUUUGUGACCCUGGACCACAAAACCAGUCAUAAGGGGCCAUUUUCUCAAAAGUAUAUUUAUACAUAAUCCGCAAGCUGAAUAAAUAAGCUUUCCAUUGAUGCAUGGUUUGUUAGGAUAGGUCAAUAUUUAGCCAAGAUACAACUAUUUGAAAAUCUGGAAUCUCAAAAAUAUUGAGAAAAAGGUUUUGAAAGUUGUCCAAAUGAAGUCCUUAGCAAUCCAUGUUAGCAAUCAAAAAUUAUGUUUUGAUAUACUUACGGUAGGAAAUUUAUGAAAUAUCCUCAUGGAACAUGAUCUUUACUUAAUAUCCUAAAGAUUUUUGGCAUAACAGAAAAAUUGAUAAUUCUGACCCAUACAAUGUAUUGUUAGCUAUUUCUACAAAUAUACCCUUGCUCCAGGGUCACAUAAGAACUAGAGUAAAUAGUUAAUAGUUACUAUAAAAACUGGACUAGAUGCCAGCAAACAUUGGAACACAUACUAGUCCAGGAGUAGGCAAUGUCGAUCGUGGAGAGCCGAUGUCCUGCACAGUUUAGCUCCAUCCCUGAAAAAAAAAAAACUAGCAGGUCUGUAGCUUUAAUAAUCCUGAAGACCUUGAUUGGCUUGUUCAGCUGUGUUUGAUUAGGGUUAGAGCUAAACUCUGCAGGUCAACGGCACUCCAAUGUUACCUAUCCCUGUACUAGUCUGAAGUUAAUUGUUAAUGUCUGAACCACGGAUCCCUAUAGAACUCACUGGAAAAAUAUUUGGAAUUGUUUCUUGUUACUAUCACCAUAAAGUAAAAUGUAUUAAUCACUUGGAUUGCUUACUAAAAGAAGUACUAGUAACAUAACAAUAUGCUUUUUUUUAAGGAAUAAAUGUUAUUUCUCUGUAACUACUUGGCAAAAGUGAUGCAGCUAUUCUGUGCAAUAAAAGAAAGCCAGUAUUCACUUAAUAGCUGCAAUCAUACAUGAUGGACAACCAUUAAAUGCUUUAAACGUGGCAAUACUGCCCUUAAAUUCUAGUCAUUAACAAUAUUUGCAGCUUAUGACUGGUAUCUCAGUCUAACCAAUAUAGAGGCUUUACCUCUCAGAGUAGACAUACGAAACACUGAGUUAGUGUCAGCAUUGCGUCACUCAUUAUUUUCUCAGAUAAUUAUGUAGGGUGUAUUUGCAUUUGCUCAUUUCCAUUGGCAUUACUUGAAUGUUUCAGUGAAAAUUCAUGUUGGUUAAACAGAAGGAAUAUAGUUUUCAUUGUACAAAUGUUAGCUGUCAUAUUAAUAUUUAGUUUAUAUAAGAGCAUGUACUUGGAAUAUUUUUUAAGCAUUCAGUCUGACAAUCCUAAAAAAUACUGGCAAAUUAAAAACAUACAUUUCUAUUAUUAUUAUUUUCUAUGAUACACUUGGAGGAAUAAAAACACAAUUGCGAUUCUUUGUACAUGUAAUUAAGUUUUAUGUGCCCUAAGAAAUCUAUAUAUUUUAUAAUGAGCUUUUAAAAUAUUAAACUGUGAGUGUUUAUAUUUAUGAAAAAGCAUAACUGUAUUCAUUUUAUUAAACUGUACGUAUUCUUGUAAUCCUCUGAGAAGUAAUGGGAAAAGGACGAUCUGGGAUGACAUAUUCCAGACAAACCAAGAUGACUGCGGGCAGGAUUAUUGGACUUGAAGAGUUCUACCUUGUGUAGUUCCAUUCCUGAGAUACAGUAUAUAUUGUGUAUAUUCCUUUUUGUAAUAAAAAUCUUUAAGAUAGUA